AUGGAGUUCAGUAGUUUACUUCUCCUUUCUCCUCUAUUGAUCUGCAUUACCUCCAUCUUGCUUCAUGUAGCCAAUCGACCAAGCAACAAGCAGAAGAGGCUUCCUCCAGGCCCCAAAGGCCUCCCAAUUAUUGGGAACCUCCUCAAAAUUGGUAACAGACCCCACGAGUCCUUGACUGGCUUGGCCAAAAUUUACGGUCCACUCAUGACAGUGAGAAUUGGCUGCGUCACAACCGUAGUUGCAUCUUCAACUGAUAUGGCUAGAGAAAUUCUCCAAAAGAAUGAUCAGGCCUUCUUGGGCAGGUCAAUCCUAGAUGCAGUGACUGCAGAAACUGAUUACGAACGUUCCAUUGUUUGGCUUUCCGGAGGAACAAAGUGGCGAAAGCUUCGAAAACUUUGCAACAGCCAAGUUUUCACCACCCAAAGAUUGGACGCAUUGCAAAGAUUGCGGUAUCAGAUGAUGGAAGACAUGGUUCAACGUGUUUCCCAAGCGGGAGAAGCUGGAGAAACUCUUUAUAUUGGGAAUUUAGUGUUUGGUACAACGUUGAGCUCAUUUUCCAAAAUGAUGUUUUCGGGUGACGCGUUUGAUCCAAACUCAGAAGAAGCUAAAGAACUAAAAGAGUUGUUUAGGAGGAUAAUGGAACUUGCUGCAAAACCAAAUCUUGCAGAUUUUUUUCCUAUCCUGAAGCCAUUUGAUCCUCAAGGAAUUAGAAGAGAUAUUAAAUGUUGUUUUGGUCGUUUUCAAACGUUAAUUGACAGCAAGAUUGAUGGUCGCAUGAAACGUAGGGCUUCUGGAUCACAAAGAUCUGGGGAUUUCUUGGAUGCUCUUCUUGAUCACAGUGAAGAACAUGGCCCGGAUGAACUGGAUUGCCGUGAUGUUAGACUCCUGCUCAUGGAUAUGUUUGUAGGAGGUACAGAACUACAGAUACUACCACCGCCACAGUGGAAUGGGCAUUGA
Molecule: messenger RNA, 957 nt
Organism: Coffea arabica (coffee)
Lineage: Eukaryota; Viridiplantae; Streptophyta; Magnoliopsida; Gentianales; Rubiaceae
Source: RefSeq, a predicted model, not a curated record